AUGCGCAUCCCUCUGCUAGGCCGGCUACCCGCUCUGGAGUGGCCAGUCCUCAUCUUCUCGUUGGUACUUGUGGCCAUCGAGUACAUUCUUUCUAUUAUUACUUCUCUUCUUCCAACGUUUAUUAUUUCAUUCUUUGAUUCUCUAACGUCAGCCAUAUUUUUGAUCUUCCCGGUUUCAGGGACAAGUUCACUCAUUCAAGAUCCUACUCUGGACGACCUUGUAUCAAAGAUUGCCAACGCAGACGGAUUUGUUGAGAUCUGUCGUUUAUUUGGUUAUGAUGCUGAAGAGCAUAUUGUCAAAACUACAGAUGGAUAUUUGCUUGGUAUCCACCGUAUUCGAGGCCGCCAUAACCCACGUGCUAAGUCACCCGAUGGUUCCAACUCGUCGUCACCUUCAACAAAACCUGUCGUUUACUUGCACCAUGGACUUUUAAUGAACUCUGAGGUGUGGAUCUGUAACAUUGAUCCCAAACGUACUUUACCGUUUGUUCUUGCAGACAUGGGCUAUGAUGUUUGGUUAGGCAAUAAUCGCGGUAAUAAGUACUCGAAAAAGCACGUUAUGCAUAACCCCAACUCUGUUGCCUUUUGGAACUUUUCCAUUGACGACUUUGCACUCUAUGAUAUCCCGGAUACCAUCAAUUACAUUUUGUACAUUGUACAGCAGCGAGACUUGGUCUAUAUUGGGUUUUCUCAGGGCUCGGCUCAAGCAUUUGCUACACUUUCCAUCAACCCAGAGCUUAACAAAAAGGUACGCUUGUUCAUUGCGUUGGCACCAGCUAUGGCCCCUCCAGGACUUCAAAACUCUGUAGUAGAUUCUCUGAUGCGUGCCUCGCCAUCACUCAUUUAUCUAUUCUUUGGUCGUAAGGCCAUUCUCAAAAGCGCCACAUUUUGGCAGUCCAUAAUGUAUCCUCCAUUUUUUGUGACUACUAUCGACACAGCCAUCUCAUCUUUGUUUCAAUGGCACUGCAAAAACAUAUCUUACCCCCAAAAAUUGGCAGCAUACCCACAUUUGUACUCCUACACAAGUGUCAAGUCAGUUGUGCAUUGGUUUCAAAUUAUUCGAUCGGGCCGUUUUCACAUGUAUGAUGACGAUGUGGAGAGCCCUUUCUUUAAGGGUAAAUAUUUUUACCGCGUCGCUAGUUUCCCUACACAGAAUAUCAAGACGCCCAUUCUAUUACUCUACGGCAAAGCUGACUCGCUCGUGGAUAUUGGCGUUAUGACGUCGGAGUUACCAGAAGACUCGACAACAGCUGUUGGUUUUGAAGGGUACGAGCACUUGGAUAUGAUUUGGGGCGAUAAGGUCGACAAGGAGAUCUUUCCUUAUAUUUAUUCGGCACUGCGGCAGGUCCAUCAUGUACCUAAUGAUACCGCAGUUUUGGCUCUCCCCUGGAUAGAAUCUUCAAGCAGCGAAAGUAAGAAGGAAGUUGUUUUGCGGCUGUGUCUCACACCAAAUCCAGAGAACAGCAGCAUUUCCAGUACCCCUAUCGGGGGUUCACGGGCCAGUACGACCAUGAAUGAGGACUAUCAGCUUUCAUCAGCAAAGAAAGACUCGCUAUCGGGUCUUACCAUAGGUCCUCUGAGUGAACGCAAAAAUUCUAAGGCUUCGACCUUGUCUACCUCUUCGACUGAUAGCGGCAAGAGCACAGCUUCAUACAACCAACUUGCGGCCAAACUAUCGUCAUCUUUUUCGAGCACAGGAAUUAACUUUGGCAGCAGUCAACCAGUGGUAGAGGUCAUUCGCUCCGACAGACAUUCUACUGAGAAAUGA
This is a messenger RNA of Magnusiomyces paraingens, 1767 nucleotides long. RefSeq lists its product as uncharacterized. Lineage: Eukaryota; Fungi; Ascomycota; Dipodascomycetes; Dipodascales; Dipodascaceae. The transcript has a single exon. The record is from RefSeq and is a predicted model, not a curated record. The coding region runs from base 1 to 1767 and encodes 588 amino acids. Gene Ontology annotation, biological process: lipid metabolic process.